Melopsittacus undulatus (budgerigar) is the source of this 4339-nucleotide messenger RNA. RefSeq names its product biogenesis of lysosomal organelles complex 1 subunit 5 (gene BLOC1S5). NCBI's taxonomy places the organism in Eukaryota, Metazoa, Chordata, Aves, Psittaciformes, Psittaculidae. The record is from RefSeq and is a predicted model, not a curated record. The coding region runs from base 47 to 592 and encodes 181 amino acids. The transcript has 5 exons. Gene Ontology annotation, cellular component: BLOC-1 complex; transport vesicle.
GUCGGGCUGCCCGUGGGCUGCCGCGGGAGCUGGGGCGCUGAGCACCAUGAGCGGGGGUAGCCCCGCAUCCCCCAGCCGGGCCCGCCACAGGAAGCGGGAGGCGCUGGCAGCCGGGUCCCCGAUCCAGCCCAUCAUCAAAGAUGUUGGGGAAAUCUACUCAAGACUACUGGAUCACAGACCAAUAAUUCAGGGAGAAAUACGUUACUUCAUUAAAGAAUUUGAGGAAAAACGUGGCCUCAGAGAACUACGAGUACUUGAAAAUCUGAAGAACACAAUCUUUGAAACAAAUGAACACAUUCUUCCUAAGUGUGAGCAGGCAAUGAGUGACAAUUUGAAUGAAGUAUUCAAGAAAUUGCAAGCUGCCAAUGGUAUGAUGCAUAAACUCCAAGAGAAGGAGCAUGAAGAGAGGAAGCUUCAGGCAGACAAGCUGAUGGCUCGUGAAGAAAAGCACAUAGCCCACUGGGAGGAAUUCAUGAAAGAACAACAAAACAAAAGAGCAGAGGUGGAUGAAGAGCACAGAAAAGCUAUGGAGCACCUCAAAGAGCAGUAUUCUGAUAUGGAGAAGGAACUGGCCAAAUACGCUCAUUUUUAAGACCUUUCUUUUUUAAUAAUGCUGGGUUUGUGCCAAUACUCAGUUGCUUCUGACUUAAACUGCAAUUCUUUUGGGAAGCUGAAACACAGAAGAAAAAGAGCUUCCUCUACAGGUUUGGUAUGGGAAGAAGAGGUUUGCAUACUUUCAACUUAAGUGCCUAUUUGUGCUUGUUUUGUUCAGGGCAGGUGGAAUGCCAGUAUUUAUUCAUUUGUUGGAAGGUGGAACUGGAAAUUACAUUGCGUGACUACAUCAGCUCAGGGAAUUGUAAACUGGAAUUCUUUCCCAUCUGCAGAGACUAUCGUAUCAUUUGGGAAGAGAGAGACUAAUGUAACAUUAACUAGCCCAGUGUGCAGCCUCAGCUCUUUCCUGAAAAGUAGGUGUAAUAGGUUCCAGCCAUAGUUAGCUGAGAGUUCAUUGGGAAAACCAUAAAGCCCUUUCAUAGAUUUCAGGAAAACCAACUUCUUUUACAGAAUAUUUUAUUCUGAAGCUUUAGCAACUCUCGACAGAGUUUUAAACCCAGUUCUAAUUCCAGCUUUUGGGUUGUAUGUUCAGUAUUAUAGAGUUGGGAUUUCAAUGGGUUUUUGCUAACAUAAAAAUGACUAAGUGAGCUUGGACAACAGUUUCUUUUCUCUCUCUGUAAAUGUCUCAGGCCUCUCUUUUUAAGCUUUACUGUUCCAAGCAAAGCCAAAACAAGCUCAAAAGUAAUCAAGAGAAACAUAUUGGUCUUUGUAUUAGCUUUGUAGCUAGUACAGUAUUUACUUCAAAUAUUUGACAUGUUAUUGGUUUACUUAGGAUAAGCUUGUCAGAACUUUAUAGAGCAAUUGAGGAAAGAUUUUCGUUUCUUUAUCGGUAUAACAAAUGAGCAGAUUAGUGGUAAAAUAACCUAUAAUACUGAUCUGCUUUCUUACUAACUGUUACUCUUACAGGGUGUGCAAACCUCCUUUUGCUUUCUUUUAUUUACAGCUUGCAGUUAACAGCAGUGUAACUGAAAAAGUUAACUUGAUCAGUUCAUUAACCAAGCAAAAUGAGAAAUAGUCCCUUAAUGAAAUAUGCUGCAAGCUAAGCGUUAGUACAGGAAAUAUCUUUCCAUAAUUUAGCUGGUGUCCAGUAUAGAAUGGAAACAGGUAAAAAUAAACAGAAUUUGCCCUUUACCUGUAUUGCAACAGUAAUAUGCCAACAAUGGUUGCUUGUGUAAGUUUAUGGCUUCGUGUCAAGGCUCCGUUCCUGGCAGCCUGUUGAUAGUGUGAUUAAAGUUAGUAGAGGAGAUGGAAUAAGUAUUUGAGAUUUCUUUCAAUAACACUGAAUUCCUGCCAAGCUGCUCUGCCUGCUACUGUAGGCCCAACAGCUUCAUCAAUCAUCAUUGUGUAUCUGGACUGGAAAGAGGACUUGCCGACGCUGGGGCAUGCUGGAAUGUUGUUAAUUCUCUGUUGUGGAUGGAAAAAACGUAGAUGUCUCAAAAGUAUCCCACACAUGAAAAAUAGGAAAGCCUCUUUUAGAAAACCCCUAUUUGAAUAGAAGGUGACCUCUGUAGUAUUUUUCAGCUUAUGUACCCAUGAUGAAUGUUAUAACGAAGCUCAGACUUUAAAAAGUUAGUUCUUGCCUGUCUUCAGAAUUGAGUGUGGAAUAGUUUUGAUUGUUUUGAGCACAGACUAAAAGUGGCUUCUCUCUUGGAAAAUUAUUUGAUGUAUGUGCUCAAAGCCCACAUAUCUUUACAACAAAAUGCAUUUAAUUGCAUACUGAAUUAAUUUUUACUUUUGCACUGAUAAUUUUUAUUAAGAUUUCAAUAUCUAAUUAACUGUACACUGGAGCUGUAGAUUUUAGUAUUUCACCAGUUCAAGGGCUCUUAAGCAAUGAUUACAAAUGUUGCAAGUUGGAUAUUCACUGGAAAAUAAACCAAUAUUUCCAACAUUUUCUGGGAUACAUGCUCCUGAUUCUUUGGAAAGCUUCUAAAUGCCAGCACUAAAAAUGUGUUCAUCUUUUAGAAUGAUACAGGUAUUUUUAUACUGAAGAUUAUUUGAAAACACUUUUCUUCAUAGUCUGUAUCUGCCUGUUGGCCCACUCUUAUUCAUUGUGGCAACUGCCUGAAAACUGUGUUGCUGAAAUCCUUUAUUCAGAAUCUUUCACUUUUUUUAUAUGAUGUGCUGGAUGUUUUAAGGUUCUUGGAAAUACUUCAUUAUCUUUGAAGCAACUUGCCAAUAUUUAGAGGAAAACCUAUUUUUUCUGUCCAAAUGCUUAAACUCCCUUAGCCACCCCCCCAAAAAACACUGAUGUGUUAAAACUGAACAUACCUAAUGGAUAAAAAGGAUCCAUCUUCACUAGUUUUUUAGCAAGGUGGAACUAUGGUCUGUCUGGACACAACAGUUCCACAGUGGGACUCUUUUUGUGAGAUUUGGAUUCUUAUUAUUCACUAGUCUCCUGUAUGGGAGAAAUAUAAAAAUUAGUAGUUUAAAAGUUGGGUUUAUGCCGUUGGUGCAUGAAGAACAUGUUUUACCUUGCAAUAUUUACAUGACUGAAUUUCAUAGUUUUGAAAGUCUUGAGAGUUUAUUUAAUCCCUGUUAAAAGCUAUAGAAGUUUGCACUGGAUUCCAGUAGGAGCUAGAAAAGGUCCUCCACACAUAACUUCUAAUAUGGCAGGUGAGUUUUGCAAUCCAUCUUUGUGCCUGACUGUGUGUAGAACUUUUCACUUAACUAUUGGUGCUAUUUAUUAUAUGGAACAGUAGGCUUAACUGUUCUUCUUUUGUAACUGCAGUGGGUUUGGGUGUCAUAUAACAGCAUAUUGGAAUAUUUUCUGAAAUAUUUUCUUAGUCUUUUCAUUCUAAUGAAUACAUAGGAACUAACCGAUAUCUUUCUUGGAACUGCUAUAUGAGAUCUGCUGCUGCUGUAUUUAGGGGUAAUAAGAAACUGAGGAACUGAAGAAAUACCUAAUGGCUUCUUUUAACUGCCUUGUUUUAACAAAAUGUGGUGUUCUCCUUGGAAUGUUUUUUUUUUAAUCUUAGCUCAUUUACUUGCUCUUACUCUUCUUUCUAUGCUAACACUGGGUAAUACUUUUCUGUAGAAAAAUUCCAUAACUAUUAAAUAGCAAAUAGGUGGCAUAAUCAGCCAAUUGAUUAAAUCAUAUAUAGUUCACUCCUAAGUAGAAAAGCCUCCUAUAGGAUUUUGAGUUUUCCAAAUAUUCGCCAGUAGGUGUCAGUGCAAGCCUGAGAAGAAAAGUUAGAGAUAUCCUUUUUCAAGAGUAAUAGCAUGUGAAUACUUAAGUUCAGUUGUAAAGCAGUAUUUUGUAUAACUACAACACAUUUUGUGCAUGAAACCACAUGCUUUUAAAUAAAAAAUCACAUUAUUUACCCACAGCAUUUUGCCCUUUUAGUUUUCGAAAAAGUUUACAAGUCACUCCUAAAAUUAUUUAUGUAUAAUUAAAUAUUAUAAUAAUUAUUAUUGCUGAUUUGAACAGUGUUGUCCACAAUACUUAUGUGUUCUAAUUAAGAUUUGUUAUAAUCAGAAGUUAGACCCAUUAUCAGAGAUUAAAAUCUUCACUGGUGUUCAGCUUAGUGGAUCAGGUUUUUUGAAGGUUUGAGGCAAAAGUUUAUGCUUAUUGGUAGAGAUUGUGCCAUAAUAAAGAAAUGAGGACUUCUGACAAAAAUUUUGUGACAGAAUUGCCAUACUUAAACUGCACUUUUAAAACAGGCCAGUUAUUUUAUUUGUUUGUAAUGGAAUGAACUUCUCAAAGUAAUAAAGAUGCAGUAGGCUCAGU